AUGGCUUUACCAAAGGUGAUCCGGUUGGCUGUUGUUCUUUUGGUUAUAUGUUGCGCUCUGGACAAGCCCGGAUUCAGACACUCUGUGUCCGUCUUCUUUGAGGAACUGAUGGCUGUUAAAUCACCCAGCAUUCAUGUCAGAGAGAAAAGAGAAACUUUUACGAAUGUCACUGAUUACGAGUUCCAAGUUAUUUUAAGCCUUUCUGAGCUGGAGAUUCUUCAGACAAUUCUCAACAACCUCAGUUUCCCCAUAACCAUCAACAGCACCAGUGAGAUUUCCAACAUCGACGCCACGACAGUGUGUUCACGAAAUAUAAGUGGGUACCAGUGUGUGUGUGAGGAGAACUUUGCCUGGUCUUAUAACAGCUGUAUUACCUAUGGAGUGUGUGAUGCCAUCGAUGGUGACACAUGUGGCUGCAUUAACGAGCUUCCAGCUGAUGGUCAGUUCUGCCAGCUGAACAGCAGCCAAACAGUCACCACCCAAACACCAUCCUCUACAACAGCUCAAGAGCUGGUGGACUUCGAUGUGACCCUUGACCUCCACAUUCCGCUCUCCGGCGUUCCAGACGACAUACUUGAGUUGAUCAGAAGCGUUCUGGGGAAUGAAACCUUCCCUGCAACCAUCUCACAGUCUGUGGAAGUGAAAGAGUUGCUACUAACCACAGCCUGCUCUCCAAACUCCACUGACACACUGCUGUGUGAUUGUGAGGAUGGUUUUUCUUGGCCAUGUGACAAAUGCAACGCCAGCAACUCUUGCAGCGACGUCAACAGUCAAACCUGUACGUGCAUAUAUGGACUUCCCUCUGACAACGAGUUCUGCCAACCAAUCACAAAUAACUCCUUCUGCCCAACUCCAAAUCCAGUAUUGACAACGAUGACAACAGCCAUGCCAAGUACAACAACACCAUCUCCUCCAACAACUUCUGAUACAUCAACCAUUCUGACAACCACAUCAUCUCCUCCAACACUUUAUGAAACACCAAUCGUCAUCUCAACUACAUCAUCUCCUCCAACACCUUAUGAAUUAAAGGACAUUGGCAUUGUUCUUGAUUUGCACAUCCCGUUCUCCAACGUUCCGCCCAAUAUCCUUGAUUUGAUAAGAACAGCUUUGGAAAAUGAAACAUUUCCUGUGACAGCCUCAAAGUUUGUAGAAGUGAUAGAAUUAAACUUGACGACAGCCUGCUCUCCAAACGCUACUGAAGGACUGAGGUGUGAAUGUGAGGAUGGCUAUGCUUGGCCGUGUGACAUGUGCAAUGGAAACAAUUCAUGCAACGAUGUCAGCAGUCAAACUUGUACAUGCAAAUAUGGACUUCUUCCCAAUGAAGAGUUCUGUCAACCAAACACAGACAUUGAUUUGUGUCCCACAAGUUCUCCAGUCAUUCCAACCACUACAACUGCAAUGGCAACCACUACACCCGCAAUGGCAACCACUACACCCGCAAUGGCAACCACUACACCCGCAAUGGCAACCACUACACCUGCAAUGGCAACCACUACACCUGCAAUGGCAACCACAACAUCCACCCCAACCACAUCAACUGCCAUGCCAACCACAACAUCUGUCAUGCCUACCUCUAUGACUGCCAUGCCAACCAUGGAAAUAGGCUAUCCGAAUACAUCAACUCCUUCAUCAACUUAUGUAGAACUUUAUGUGCUCCAUGAAUUGUUCAUCCCAGUCGCCAGUGUGGAACCAGACAUAGUUGACUUAUUCAGAGCAGCACUCAAAAAUGAAAGCUUCCCUGUAACCCUCACAUCUUCUUUAAAAGUUAUAGAACUAAAUAUAACAACAGUCUGUCAUCCAAACUCCACUUAUGGCCUGGAAUGCAAAUGUGAGGAUGGUUUUGGUUGGCCAUGUGAGAUGUGCAAUAGCUACAAUUCAUGCAGUAGUGACAGCAGUCAAACCUGUACAUGCAUUUAUGAACCAUCAUUUGUACACCAGUACUGUCAGCCAAUCACAGAUAUCGCUAUGUGUCCUGUGAAAACCACAACAACAAUACCAGAAAUGACAACAGUGGCAAAUGCGACAACACCAGAAAUAACAGUGACAAACGCAACAACGCCAGAAAUAACAGUGACAAACGCAACAACGCAAGAAAUAACAGUGACAAACGCAACAACGCCAGAAAUAACAGUGACAAACGCAACAACGCAAGAAAUAACAGUGACAAACGCAACAACGCAAGAAAUAACAGUGACAAACGCAACAACGCCACCAGAAAUACCAACAGUGACAAACGCAACAACGCCAGAAAUACCAACAGUGACAAAAGCAACAUCGACAAAUAUAGCAACAGUAAUAUUUGCCACAACACUAGAAAUAACAGUAACAAAUACAUCAAAAAUGUCAACAGCGACAACAAAAAACAUGCCAACAGUAGCCACAACAACAACUGUAGCCUCUGUUAUAAGUGGGACAUUUACUCUAAACAUGGAUUUCGAAACGUCAUACAAUAAUAAAAACAGUACUGUUUAUAAAGAUAUUCAUGAUGCUAUUACAACGAAGUGUCAGGAGCUUGUGUCAAAAGAUUGUACUGUGAAGAGUCUAACCUUACGGCGUGGAAGUACCAUUGCUGACUAUACUCUCAUUAGUUCUUCUGGGGAUGAAAAACAAGUUGAUUUAGCAAAAGAUGAAAUGUUAAAUCAACUGGCAGCAAAAUAUCCUGUGGACUUUGUCAGUGUUAAAGAAUUAACUUCAUCAGUUAAUCCCAAGACAAUAAUUGCUGGGGUUCUAGUCACCCUGACAUGUGGACCUCCCCCGACUAAUCUGGGUUCAGACCUGACGGUGGAGUGGACACGCUCUGGAAAUCUCCUGGCCACAGACAAACCCAGCCAAGACAGAACGUCAAAAUACACAAUCCCAAAGUUUUUGAAAAUUCAUGACGGAACAUAUGUGUGUAAAGUGAAGCGGAAAGACGGUGCCAUUUUCACACAGAGCCUCUCCUUAACGUCCAAAGCAGCACCGCAGAUUACCGUGAACCCAGUCAGAGGAACGGUGCAAUGUGGUGGUUCUGUGUCAGUGCAGUGUUCUGUUAACACUGGCUACCAGGUUCAAUUUAAAGGCCUGACUCUUUCAACUCCUGGUUUGGAAAUCAAGUAUGAUUACAAAGCCCCUGAUGGAUGUACCCAACGGGAAGAGACGAUAACCUGCCAAGUGACAACAAACCCACAGGAUUAUAAAAUAAUAACUCUGGAAUUAAUCAAAGAUGUUUUUUGUAAAGCUGACGGUGUAUUCAGUGCCGGAUCGGAAGGUUUUGAGGCUGUUGCAUCCUGUGAAAAGGGCAAGGUGGGAAACAUAACUGCAGUUUGUAAGGCAGAUGGCAAAUAUGGAGAUAUCCAAGACAACUGUGUUCUAGAAGUCAUUCAGAAUCUGCUCAAUGAGUCGGAGGCAUUGGAUGCAGUUACUCUUCCAGCAUUCUUGGAAGACCUCAAGGGUGCAACUAUCAACAACUCUAAGACCAUAACUGAUUCUCCAGCCACCAUCAGCGCCAUGGUGAAAAUAUUUGCAAAUAUUGGCAGGAGGGCCAAUUCUUUACGAAUCACAAUAUCUAAGGCCUCUACAGAGAAUAUCCUGGAAAGUGCAGGCAUUCUUACCACUGAUGCUGCAAAAGACUCAUGGAAUGAACUGAACAAUGACAACAGAAAUGAAAGCUCAGAAAACAAAAAUUCCAGCUCUUCAUUUUUGAGCGCCUUUGAAGGGAUAACACCCCAUGUUGUCAACGAACCUUUGAACAUAGUUACGCAGUAUAUUAUUUUCACCAAAAUUAAUUUCACAAACAAUUUCCAGGAUGACUUUAAUUCCUCCGUGGAAAUAGACAUACCAGAAGCUGAGGGAAGCAGGCAGUCAGUCGCAGUAAUAUUAUUUGCUUCCAUGGACAACGUCCUUCCUGCAAGGCAAAACGUGAACACAUCAGACAGCGUCAUCAAUGGAAGGGUGGUGCUUAUUCAGCCAGAAUCAGACAUUAACAACAUAUCAAUAGCAUUUGAUGUUCUGAAUGAGACCCUGGGAAAGCCCAAGUGUGUUUUCUGGGAUUUCAAUCUGCGUGACGAUCUUGGAGGAUGGAGCGAUGAAGGCUGCUCCUUUGUACUGAAUGAAAAUGGAACAGUCAGGUGCAGCUGCAACCACACCACGUCCUUCUCCAUUCUGAUGUCACCUGACAGCCCUCAGGAUCCUGUGUUGGACUUUAUAACCUACAUUGGAAUUGGCAUAUCCAUGGGCUCCCUGGUUGUAUGUCUCAUCAUUGAAGGCAUCGCAUGGAGAAAAAUAAGAAGACAUUCAACGUCAUACUUGCGUCAUGUCUCCAUCGUCAACAUCGCCGUGUCCCUCCUGAUUGCAGACAUUUGGUUCAUUAUUGGGGCUGCCAUUUCAAACACAAACAGUGCGCCGGCCUGCACAGCCGCAACCUUCUUCAUCCACUUUUUCUACCUGGCUCUGUUCUUCUGGAUGUUAGCGUCGGCUCUGCUGUUGCUCUACCGGACUCUCAGUGUCUUUGACGGAGGGCUGUCUAAGCUAACCAUGCUGAUCAUUGGAUUCUCUUUGGGGUAUGGAGCGCCGCUGAUCAUUGCAACUAUAACUAUAGCUUCAACUGCUCCCUCAAAUGAGUACAUCAGAGAAAAUGUUGUCUGUUGGCUCAACUGGAACGAGUCCAAAGCUCUGCUGGCCUUCGUGAUCCCUGCUCUCCUGAUAGUGGUGAUAAACUUAAUCAUCCUGAUUGUGGUGUUGUACAAAAUACUGAGCAGAAGAGGUGGAGCAAACGCAUCCCAAGCAGAGGAGAAGCAUGUUCUGUAUGUGAUUGCCAGGAGUUUGGCUGUGCUCACACCGUUGUUCGGACUGACUUGGGGUUUGGGAGUUGGAGUCUUGAUCAGCCCAAAAAACAGAGGAAUGCACAUUACGUUUGCAUUGUUCAAUUCAGUCCAGGGUUUCUUCAUUCUGGUGUUUGGAACACUGUUGGACAAAACGGUGCGGUCAGCGAUGACCACAUCUCAGGGAUAUUCCUCGCAAAGCAGGACAAAAAGCACCAGAGGUGGAACUCUUUCCAGUGGAGUGAGCAACUUCUUUAACAAGCUGAAAAAACCAAGACGUUCUGCCAGGGGCUACCACACAUCUUCUGAUGCAUCCAACACUUAA
This is a messenger RNA of Poecilia latipinna (sailfin molly), 5124 nucleotides long. RefSeq names its product adhesion G protein-coupled receptor F5-like. The coding region runs from base 1 to 5124 and encodes 1707 amino acids. Gene Ontology annotation, cellular component: membrane. The transcript is spliced from 31 exons. Lineage: Eukaryota; Metazoa; Chordata; Actinopteri; Cyprinodontiformes; Poeciliidae. Gene Ontology annotation, molecular function: G protein-coupled receptor activity. The record is from RefSeq and is a predicted model, not a curated record. Gene Ontology annotation, biological process: cell surface receptor signaling pathway; adenylate cyclase-activating G protein-coupled receptor signaling pathway.